Molecule: messenger RNA, 536 nt
Organism: Physeter macrocephalus (sperm whale)
Lineage: Eukaryota; Metazoa; Chordata; Mammalia; Artiodactyla; Physeteridae
Exons: 2
Coding region: 35-454 (139 amino acids)
Source: RefSeq, a predicted model, not a curated record
AGUGGAAUGAGGUGGGCAGGCCCGUAUUUGACAGAUGUCCAGCGCAAGACGUUUAAAAACCAUGUUCCCUAGGUCACACACAAGUACAGUUCUCAGGCCGAGGAGGAGCCGCGCAGCCCAGAUGAGAGUGACACGCACCAACUCCAACUCCUCGCCGGGGAACGCUUCAUCCCAGUUCCGCGGAGUGCUCGGCCCGAACAGCGCUCGGCGCCUCCCCAGCGGGUCUCGAACCAGCCGCCCUGAGCUCCCGCUUCCCCUGCUGCGGCAGCCCGGGUCCCGAGGGCGGCGGGCCGGGCGCGGCGUGACCCCUAGUGAACGGCGCCCGCCGGUUCUCACCCCUCCCCUCCCCUCCCAUCCUCCCUUCCCGUUUCACCCCUCCCCUCCCCCCUCCCCAAGCCUGACAGCCCGGGAGCUGCCAAGCAGGGCGCAGCCAUGGGAAGAGGAGGCGGUCUAGGGAGCGGCGGCGGCGGCAGCGGCGGCUGCUGCAGCGGCGGCGGCGGCGGCGGCUGCUGCUGCUGAGCCGAGGCAGCGGCGAG